AUGGCCAGCAACGAAAUCCACAACUUUGUGGCCAUCUACAAUACCGAGCACGAGACUCUCGACCUCUCGAAGAAGGAGAGCCGCCACUCGCCCGAGGACAAGGCCAAGCUCCUCGAAAAAUACUCUGAUGUCCAUCCAGACCUCUUUGCUGUUAUCAGCAAAGCGACAGAAGUCAUGCAGUGGCCGCUCUUGUUCCGGCCGCCCCUCCCGACCUGGACCAAGGGUUGCACCGCCCUGGCGGGAGAUGCUGCUCACCCCAUGCUUCCUCACCAGGGACAGGGCGGUGCCCAAGGCAUCGAGGAUGGCGUCGUGCUCGGUCUUGUUCUUGUCGGAGCCACCAAGGAGACCGCAGCUGAGCGGCUCCGGUUGUACGAGAAGAUUCGCCGCAAUCGGGCCAGCAUCAUCCAGAUCUUCAGCAAUGCCGGCCAGGACCAGCCAGAGCUCAUCCGGAAGGAUGCGUCUGCCUUUAUGCCGGAAGACAAGAUUCCCAAGCGCCCCGAAGACUUUUUCGACUACAACUUCCGCUACGACGUCAUUGAAGACUCGGUCAGUCAGCUCAAGGAGCAAUUGCCGGCCUUCGAACUGCCGAGCAACUUCUUCCAGAACACACCCGGCAAAAUCCGUGCUUAA
Molecule: messenger RNA, 630 nt
Organism: Sporothrix brasiliensis 5110
Lineage: Eukaryota; Fungi; Ascomycota; Sordariomycetes; Ophiostomatales; Ophiostomataceae
Exons: 5
Coding region: 1-630 (209 amino acids)
Molecular function (GO): monooxygenase activity; FAD binding
Source: RefSeq, a predicted model, not a curated record